AUUUCCUUAUUCUAACAGGAACCACACCUCACAGGGGACCUCAAGUGAUCAGCAACUACAAGUCUGCCUUAGAGGGAAGAAGGAAAAGAAUCUUCUAACUCCAGCUUCCCCCCGGACCUGGACCCACACAAGAGACAAUCGCAAGGGCAGAAAACCAUUAAGCCAGACAUUUUUAGGAGUUUGAAUUGCUAAACUACUGUAUGUACCAUGGAGUGACAGAGAACGAGGAACUUUACAUUUCCUUCGCCAAAUUAUUGGGAAAGAAGAGGAUUAAGGACUUGCAACCAAGCUGGAAGGCUCUGAAAAUAUGAGUGACUUCUGGCACAAACUGGGCUGCUGUGUGGUAGAAAAGCCACAACCGAAAAAGAAGAGGAGGAGAAUUGAUCGGACAAUGAUUGGAGAGCCAAUGAACUUUGUACAUCUGACGCAUAUUGGGUCUGGAGACAUGGCAGCUAAUGACGGCCUUCCAAUGGCUGGUGGUGUCCAAGAACAGAUGAGAUCAAAGUGUGGACGUGACAGACAGUGGAGCAACUCCAGAGUUUUGUAGCUAUUUCAACUGUAAAAGUUGUGUGAAAAAGAGCCAUCGUGAACAGGAGGAGACGAGCACAGUGGUUUAAGUCACUGGAUAAAUUAUUCAAACUUCCAAACUGUACGCUUUUAUAGUUGUUUGUCUGGAAAUAUUUUUUGGAAUUGAAAGAAAAAGAAAAAAAAAUAUCCGGUGAAUGUGCAAUAUUUUUAUAGUAAGAAUUUUGAAUACAUUUUAGCAUUUUUCUUUUCAAAGUGAUCUCCCCUGUAUGUUUGCUAAUUAUUGAGCUGUGUGUUUAAAUAUCUGCUGUAACGAAUGCCAGAUACUAAAAAUAAGAGCACUUCCUAGGCAGGGAAUUCUGGGGAAAAAAACAAAUAUAUAUUCAAUAAUAUCGUUUUAUGUUGGUGUCAAAAAGCAAAGAUGUUCUGCAUUUCAGUUUGGAGUGCCAGAGUUCGAGCACCGAAGAGAAAAAGAUAAAAAAAAAAAAAAAAAACAAGCCAAGCUAAAUUUUAAAUGUAUUCUGUAAUUGUUGGCUAGUCAUUUGUAAAUCACUGGGCCCAAAUGCAUAACUUUUUCCAAACGGGGACAUUUAAAAAAAACAAAAAACAAAAAAAACACAUUACAGAAACCCCAACAUAUUUCAUUAAAACUACUAUAUU
Pelobates fuscus (common spadefoot toad) is the source of this 1185-nucleotide messenger RNA. It is a transcript of the gene CDC42SE1, whose product is annotated as CDC42 small effector 1. NCBI's taxonomy places the organism in Eukaryota, Metazoa, Chordata, Amphibia, Anura, Pelobatidae. The coding region runs from base 308 to 547 and encodes 79 amino acids. The transcript is spliced from 5 exons. Gene Ontology annotation, biological process: regulation of Rho protein signal transduction. Gene Ontology annotation, cellular component: plasma membrane. The record is from RefSeq and is a predicted model, not a curated record. Gene Ontology annotation, molecular function: small GTPase binding.